GUCAAAUUAAUUUUCUGUUUGUGAGAAGGUGAAGUUCAACAAAUUAUUAAGAGUAAAAAAUCUGUUCGAAUAAUUAGAACAAAAAGAUCGUCAUGAGCGAAUUGAGGAAACGCGGAAAGUCCGAAUUAAACAACGAGUCUUUCGUGGAAGAUUUGUCCGACAUCGGGGACACAUUGAGCACACCACAAGCAGUACCGAUAAUUUUGGCCAAUAACGAUCAUAGUUUCAAGCUUGACGAAGAAGCCCUAAAAAAAGUUUUAUUAAAAGACGAACUCAAAGACCGAUACGUUGUAGUUGUGUCAGUGGCUGGAGCUUUUAGACAUGGAAAAUCAUUUUUACUUGAUUUCUUUCUUCGUUACAUGAAUUCAAAGUAUGUUCAAAAACAAAAUAUAUCCGAUUGGAUAGGAUCGGAAGAUGCUCCAUUAACCGGUUUUUCGUGGAAGGGGGGUUCUGAAAGGGAUACCACUGGUAUUUUGAUGUGGUCUGAGGUGUUCCUAACCGAGCUUGCCACAGGAGAGAAGGUUGCUAUAAUUCUGUUGGAUACCCAAGGGACAUGGGACAGUAAAAGUACAGUAAAAGAAUGUGCUACAAUUUUUGCAUUAAGUACAAUGAUCAGUUCUGUGCAAAUUUAUAAUUUGUCCACUAAUAUACAGGAGGAUGAUUUGCAGCAUUUACAGCUUUUUACGGAAUACGGCCGAUUGGCUUUGGCCGAUUCCGGCAAGACGCCCUUCCAACGUCUCCAGUUCUUGGUGAGGGACUGGCGAUUCCCUUACGAAGCUCCAUAUGGUGCUGUGGGAGGUCAACAGAUACUGACCAAUCGGCUGGAGGUCAGCGACAAUCAGCAUCCCGAGCUGCAAUCGCUCAGGAGGCACAUCAGGGCUUGCUUUUCCGAGAUCGCCUGUUUUCUGAUGCCCCAUCCAGGGAAUAAGGUGGCCACGAGCCCUACGUUUGACGGCAGACUGUCAGAAAUCGAUCAAGAAUUCAAGGACAACCUGAGGAUUUUAGUACCAAUGCUGUUGGCGCCGGAAAAUCUGGUUUUGAAGAAGAUCAACGGGGAGAAGGUGAAGGUGCGCGAUUUCGUGCAGUACUGCAAGUCGUACAUGCAGAUCUACGAGGGGAACGAGUUGCCCGAACCCAAGUCUAUGUUGGUGGCAACCGCGGAGGCGAACAAUCUGGCAGCGGUGGCCGACGCCAAGGACGUCUACAUCCAGCUGAUGGAGGACGUGUGCGGCGGUGCCAAACCGUACUAAACGGAAGCUAUCGAGACCGAACACAGGAAGGUCAAGGACAAGGCCAUCGAACAAUUCAACAAGAAGAAGAAGAUGGGAGGGGACGAAUUCAGUGCCAUGUACAAGGACCAAUUGGAAAAGGACAUCGAAGAGACGUUCCUCCAGUUCAAGUCCCACAACGAGAGCAAAAUAUCUUUCAAGUCGGCGCGAACGCCCGCGGUGUUUUUCGCGCUGGCCGUCUUCUUCUACGUCACGUCCGGCCUGUUCGGCCUUUUCGGCCUCUACUCCCUGGCCAACCUGUGCAAUUUGGGCAUGGCCGUGGCCUUCAUCACCCUAAUGGUGUGGUCCUACGUCAGAUAUAGUGGAGAAUUAAGAGAAGUGGGGGUAGCGAUCGACGAAACUGCCAAUUUUAUUUGGGAAAAUCUAAUGAAAACCGUCGUCCAAGGUUUCGUCGAGUCCGGUAUGCAGCAAAUGGCUGUCGAAGUAGCUGAGAGGACGGCCGUCAACGCCACGCGAAUGGCCCUCAACGGCAAGAGCAAGUCGUCAUGAUUCCGACGGCGACAGCGUUGCCGUCCGCCGCUAGCUUCAAGGAACACAGUCCUCGUUGUACAGCUGUUGUAUAUACAUAUAUGUAGGUGACUUUAACCAUGUUUUUAUCCAUUAUACUUUAUGUGAUAUACAUUAGCAAUGUUGGUAUAAUAUUAGUUUUUUUUUAUUUAUUUUUAUUAUUGUUACUACACACGUUUUUUUAAAAAAAAGGUUAUUUGUUAUUUUUUAUACUACUAAACCACUAACGCAAAUAAAACAACACAGAUUUUACGUGUAAAUUUUUUGUGUUUUUUUCUUUAAAUUUGGAUUGGACAUUUUUUUCAAAAUAAAUUUUAAAGUGUUGUGAUAUGAUCGCUUCCAUUUUGAUGCAGUUUAUCUUAAGAUCGGUUCAAACAGAAAAUUUAAUUGAAUAAAAAUAAUAUUGCUUAGUUAUUUUUGGGUAAAAAAUUUCAGUAUAAUAUACAGGUUGAGUCAACAAUAAAGUUCAUUAUCUCGUUUAUUUUGGGAAUUAUGAAAAAAUGUUACCUACAAAAGUUAUAGGGAAGAUUAAGAUACACGAUUUAAAAUUAUUUUUGAGCAUACAGGGUGCUUCGUAAAGUGUGACGGAUAUAAGAUUUUUUUAAAUUUUCUUUCGAUUCUGAGUGAUAUUCUAUAUUUUUUUUGUAUAUAAUGUUACACAUCUAAAUUUAGUAUUUUUUUUUAAUUUUUCAAUUUAAAAAAAAAUGUUAAAUUUCAGUAUGUUAAAAAAUUGUGGUACUAUCAUUUGUAAAGUGGGAGUACUCAAAUUUGGUAGGAACGUUUUAUAGAGAUGAAGAAAAAGGUAUUUGUAAAGAUAUUUGAGUUUUUACAGGGCGGUCAAAAUACAUUUAUGAAUUCCGACUAUUUAAAAUGAUAAAAUCUUAAUUUUUUUAAACGACACCCUAUAUAUUAUUAGUUUUUCUGAUAUAUUUUUAAAACCCUUCAACUUUUAUUAAGUAUGUUAUAUACCUAUUUUUAAUAGUUUGCGAUUUUUUAUAAUUCUACACAAAAUCUGCAUUUUUGUUAUUUUUAUUUAAUUUUUUUUCUGUUUGAACCAAUACUUAACCGAAUUUUUUGUCUUGUGAACUGUUUUAGGCCAUAUAUUUGUAUGUUUAGCGUUGUUAUCGUUCGAGAUUUGCCAAAAAUGUACCUGAUGAUUUUUGUUCACUUUUUGUCUUGUCUCACUUUUUUAUACCACCAGACUGUUCUAAAAAUUUCUAUUAUAUUUUUUAUUACAUUCUAUAGUGCUAAGCAUUUUUUAGUUUUUUUUUCGUAAACUUGCACGUUAUUUUUGCCAAAACAUUAUAGUAAUUUUUUUAUAAAAAACGUUCAACACUGAAAAUCAUAUUUAUAUUUUGGUUGUUCUCUCAUAUAAUUUUUAACUCUGCAUAAUUCAGGAAAAAGGUAAUUCUAUACAACCGAGAAAAAAAAAACGGCGUCAGAGUUGGCUUUGAAAUGAAUAGUUUGCUGUCACUUUGUAAGUAAAAUUAUAUAGUGAACGUUAUUGAUUGUCAUUUCCAAGCCAACUUGUGUUUUUUAUGAUUUUCGCUUAGCGAAUUUUUCAGAAUAGAUUCUAUAUUUAUUUUAUUUUUUACUUUAAUAAUUUAAUUAGCUUUUUUAAUUGUUUCUUUCAGUGCUUGUUUUUUUUUAAAUAAUUACUAACAUUGCAACCAUUUUUAACACCUAAGUGCCUUUGAAAAUUUUUAUAUUUCUGUUUGAUCAAAAACCAGAAAAUUUUCUGUUUAAACCACCCUAUAUAUUUUAUACAAUUCAUGGCAAUUUUCAACAUUUUUUGAAUCACUUAUUUGUAAAAAAAAUAUCACAUUUUUUUAGUUUCUUUAGUUCAAAAUUGUUUGUUUAUAUGUAUCAAAACGUAACGUAUAUAUAAAAUAAUAAUAGUUAGAAAUUAUUAGGGCAAGUUUAUAUUUAACUAACUGUAGAAAAACAGGUGUUAAAGUAUGUGUAUAUUUGUAAAUUAU
This is a messenger RNA of Sitophilus oryzae (rice weevil), 3775 nucleotides long. RefSeq names its product atlastin-like. The record is from RefSeq and is a predicted model, not a curated record. NCBI's taxonomy places the organism in Eukaryota, Metazoa, Arthropoda, Insecta, Coleoptera, Curculionidae. Gene Ontology annotation, molecular function: GTP binding; GTPase activity. Gene Ontology annotation, biological process: protein homooligomerization; endoplasmic reticulum organization.